UCUUUCAAAAUGGCAGCGCCCAUGAAAGAUGAUUUUCUUCGAGACAAACAUGUCAAAUUCUUCGUUAGAUGUCUACAGGUUUUACCUGGGAGAUAUUCAUCUUUAGAUACUAGCAGGAUGACAAUUGCAUUCUUUGCCCUCUCUGGUUUGGAUAUGCUUGAUGCUCUACGUGUGGUCGAGAAAGAGAAAUCAAGCAUGAUAGAGUGGAUCUACUCGCUACAAGUUCUACCUAACAAAGAGGGUUCAAACAGUACUCUCUGUGGUUUUCGAGGAUCCGCUACCCUUGGAAACCCUUUUGAUGCUAAAAAGGCAAGCGAAAAAAGCAUUCCAUAUGAUGGCAGUCACGUAGCAAUGACCUACACAGCCCUAGCAACACUGCUGAUACUUGGAGACGACCUAAUUCGCGUGGACAGACAAGCUGUUCUAACAGCACUAAGGACGCUCCAGUUGCCAGAUGGCAGUUUCCAUCCAGUGAGUGAGCCGUCUGAAAAUGACAUGCGUUUUGUGUACUGUGCAGCCUGUGUGUGUUAUAUUUUGGAUGAUUGGCAAGGAAUGGACACUGAUAAAGCAUCACAGUACAUCGUAAAAAGCCUGUCAUAUGAAGGAGGCAUUGGCCAGGGACCCGACUUGGAAGCACACGGUGGCUCCACAUUUUGUGCAGUUGCGUCCCUGAAACUGAUGGACCGUCUACACAAUGACCUUACAGAUGGACAAAUGAACAAUCUUCAACGAUGGUGUUUAUUCAGACAGCUGUCAGGGUUUCAGGGUCGGCCAAACAAACCUGUUGACACCUGCUAUUCUUUCUGGGUUGGUGCUACAUUGCAGCUGUUGGAUUGUUACAAGUUUGUGAACUGUGAUUGUAACAGAGCAUACCUAAUGGACACACAGCAACAUAUCACCGGGGGGUUCUCCAAAUGGCCAAGUCACAACCCAGAUGCGCUCCACGCAUACUUCGGUAUCUGCGGGUUGUCCCUUAUGCAGGAACCAGGAGUUUUACAGAUGCACGCGGCACUCAAUAUAAGCCAACGAGCCGCAGACAGACUGGUUGACAUUCACAGAAGAUGGCGCGACCAGUCCUGAUGUCCCUUGUAUUUAGUGCAUUAGAUGUCUAUACAUUUUUAAAUUUAUACUUGUUGGUUAUCCAUUCUCUAUACGGUCGCUGUGAUGGCACUAAGGCACUGUAGUGGUGAUAAUCUUGUCAUUGUUAUCUCAGCGAGACUAUGUUCUAUAUUAUAAACAGCAUUUAUGUCUGUUGAUCAAAAUCAAUGCAUUUACAUACGCAAGAUUCUUUUUAUUAUGCCCCCGAAGGUGGGCAUAUUAAAAUCGCACCGUCCGUCUGUCCGUCCGUCCGUCUGUCCAUCCGUCCGUCCGGCUCUGUAACUUUCCCUUGUAUGGACAGAUUUUAAAAUAACUUGCCACAUGUGUUCCACAUACUAAGACGACGUGUGGCGUGCAAGACUCGUGUCCCAACCUCAAAGGUCAAGGUCACACUUAGUGUUUAUUCACAAUGGAGUGCUGCAUAUAAGGACAUAGAGUAUAGGUUGUCGUGUCCGGGCUGUAACUUUCCCUUGUAUGGACAGAUUUAAAAUAACUUGGCACAUGUGUAUCACAUACCAAGACGAUGUGUCGCGUGCAAGACCCGUGUCCCUACCUCAAAGGUCAAGAUCACACUUAGUGUUUAUUCACCAUAGAGUGCUGCAUAUAAGCAUAGAGUAUAGGUUGUCGUGUCCGAGCUGUUACUUUCCCUUGUAUGGACAGAUUUUAAAAUAACUUGCCACAUGUGUUCCACAUACCAAGACGACGUGUCGCAUGCAAGACCCGUGUCCCUACCUCAAAGGUCAAGGUCACACUUAGUGUUUAUUCACAAUGGAGUGCUGCAUAUAAGGACAUAGAGUAUAGGUUGUCGUGUCCGGGCUGUAACUUUCCCUUGUAUGGACAGAUUUUAAAAUAACUUGCCAAAUGUGUUCCACAUACCAAGACGACGUGUCGCGUGCAAAACCCGUGUCCCUACCUCAAAGGUCAAGGUCACACUUAGUGUUUAUUUACAAUGGAGUGCUGCAUAUAAGGACAUAGAGUAUAGGUUGUCGUGUCCGGGCUGUAACUUUCCCUUGUAUGGACAGAUUUUAAAAUAACUUGCCACAUGUGUUCCAUAUACCAAGAUGACGUGUCGCGUGCAAAACCCAUGUCCCUACUUCAAAGGUCAAGGUCACACUAAAUGUUUAUUCACAAUGGAGUGCUGCAUAUAAGGACAUAGAGUAUAGGUUGUCGUGUCCGGGCUGUAACUUUCUCUUGUAUGGACAGAUUUUAAAAUAACUUGCUACAUGUGUUCCACAUACCAAGACGACGUGUCCCGUGCAAGACCCGUGUCCCUACCUCAAAGGUCAAGGUCACACAUAGUGUUUAUUCACAAUGGAGUGCUGCAUAUAAGGACAUAGAGUAUAGGUUGUCGUGUCCGGGCUGUAACUUUCCCUCGUAUGGACAGAUUUUAAAAGAACUUGCCACAUGUGUUCCACAUACCAAGACGACGUGUCGCGUGCAAGACCCAUGUCCCUACCUCUAAGGUGAAAGAUACACUAAGUGUUUAUUCACAAGGGAAUUCUGAAUAUAAGGACAUAACAUUGUAGGUUGUCCAGUAUGGGUGGUAUUUUUUAUGUUCAGAGGAAAUUUAAAAUAACUUGCCAUAUGUAUUUGACACAUAAAGGCAAGAUAAACUUUUCAUGUACUGACCUUGUUCGUAGGUCAUUGUCACAUUCGGGGGCAUUCGUCACAUACUGUGACAGCUCUUGUUGACAAAAUUUUGCUGAAGCAAUCGUAAAGUCGCUGAAGCAGAUGAAGUCUUAUCUUUACCUUUUGGUGAAAGAUUGUGCUUUCAAGUAUAAAUGGAAUGGUUGCAUUCUUUUACAAAUUACAAACUUUUCAAGUGCUUGAAGGAGUAAAUUUAUUAAUCUUUCUAAGAAUUGAAACUUAAAGAGGUCUUUUUUCAGUUAAAUGGCAAUUCCCAAGCACAUUAAAAUAAAAGGGUAUUGGUUUUGGGGGACAAAAACAAUGAAAUUUUGCUUAAACUGCAAUUAUUGUCACUAGAAUUAGGUUUUAGAUACUUUUUUGACAAAGUCUCAAAAACGCAUAAUGUAGUGGCUUUUGUUGUUACAUUUAUAUUUCACAUCGUCACAAGACAAGUACAUAUUGGAAAUUUGUUGAAGGAUUGAUCAAAUAUUAAAUUGAAAUCAGAUCAUGUUAGAGUAGGAAACAGCUGCUUUGUUAUUUUAUAGCUCGUUUUUAUUUGUCAGUUAUAUUGAGAAAUGUUUAUAAUACAUGUGUGUAUAUUUUUCAUCAUUCUUUUUUUUGUAUAAUAAUAAUAACACUUUAUUGUCAUCUUUCCGCAUCUUAAUUGAUGUACUUUCACAUUUUUGUAUUAUUUUUAGAAAUGUAUGUAUCUUUCCAAUAUACUCAUUUUCUCAUGCAUAAUAUUGUCAUUAUAAA
This is a messenger RNA of Mya arenaria, 3480 nucleotides long. Its product is annotated as geranylgeranyl transferase type-1 subunit beta-like. Gene Ontology annotation, cellular component: CAAX-protein geranylgeranyltransferase complex. Gene Ontology annotation, molecular function: CAAX-protein geranylgeranyltransferase activity. The record is from RefSeq and is a predicted model, not a curated record. The coding region runs from base 10 to 1080 and encodes 356 amino acids. Gene Ontology annotation, biological process: protein geranylgeranylation. NCBI's taxonomy places the organism in Eukaryota, Metazoa, Mollusca, Bivalvia, Myida, Myidae. The transcript has 9 exons.